AUGAGCAAGCCAGCCUUGUGCCAGCCUCCUCCACCAACCGUCAGCAUGCAAGGCCCAACUACUCCGCGUCUCUACUUCUAUAUCACCAGAACCAACGGGGCGCUCGUGCCGCUGAUCCCCGCCGACGAACUGCCCCUCGAUGUCAAGCUGCAAGGCGUCCCUCGUGCCCUCAACUCCGACCAGGUCUUUGCUCUUACAUCCGUCGGCGAGCUGCCUUCUACCGGCUUGACGUUCAAACUGGUGGCUUCGACUCAACCUCUCAGCACGCCGGCACUUCGAAGCCCGACCACGCUGGCGUCGAUGACUGCACCAUCUGCCGCCCCUGAUGAAACCACCCGCCGAGCGAUCACAACCACUCACUCCUGCCACUCGUCGUACGACAGCCCCCGCCCAACUCCCGCCGCCCACGAAACAGCAACAACCUGGCGCUCCACCCCGAAACCAACCCCAACCCCAACCGCGCAAUCAAUCAUAAACGCCAUCCUCGACACAGACGCAGGCGCCAGCACCGCCGCCAAAAUCGGCUACAUCCCGGACUCCCGCAAACCCAUCCCGCCCUCUGGCGCGCUGCCCGACCCCGAGAAGAAGACGUACUGCAGCCACUGGAUCCGGCACGGGGAGUGCGAUUAUACGCAGCAGGGCUGUCGGUAUAGACACGAGAUGCCGGACCGCGCGACGCUGUUGAAGAUUGGGUUUCGCGGGGUGCCGAAGUGGUGGGCGGAGAGGAAUGUGGUUGUUAGACUUCCUGCGGAGGGGGAGAGGGGUGGGGGUGCUGCUGGUGAGAGGCCUUUUGGUUGGGCGAGGACGGGGGGGAGAGUGCUUGAUGGGGUGGAUGGGGUUUCUUCUGCUUCGUCGUCGAGGGGGAGCAGUGUGUCUGAGGCUGCGAGUGUGAAGCUCACUGCUGUUCCUGUGGUCCCGCGCGCGGUGAGCAAGGUCACCGCGAGCGUGACGAAGCCCGUCCGCCCGGUUGAGGUCAAAGAGGUGCCGACAAGCGUGCGCGUGGUCCCUUCGGGCAGCAUCGAAGUCGACCUCAUAGACUUUGAGCCGCUCAUCCCAGCACCAGCCCCUGCUUCAGCAUCAGCUCCAGUCGCCUCGUCGUCAAUCGACAAAGCCGACACCGACAACGCUACCCCUUCCCCAGCUUCCAACAGCCACAGUGUCACCACGAGCACUCCCAAGACCAUCCUGAGCCCGAAGAACGCCUUCAUCGCCGCCGGCGAGCACCCCCUCGCUCAAAUCGCCAACGCAGCACAAGCCAAGGCCACGCCUCCCGCUACUUCCUCGCCUCCUCGCCCUACACACCCCGAGGCGAAGACCACCCAGUUGGUUCCCAGGGCUAGGUACAACGGCGGCCUCAUGGCGUCCAGGUUCGCUGUUCCGCAAGGCCCAGCUGGGGGCGCCACGGGGCCUUCGCCGAGGGGCUACAAGGCUUCGCCGAGGUCUGUCACGGCUGCGCAGCGUAAGCAUGCGGCUACGCUUGGGUGUCGGGAUAGGCGGUCGGCGACUGCUUCGGGGUGA
Molecule: messenger RNA, 1518 nt
Organism: Neohortaea acidophila
Lineage: Eukaryota; Fungi; Ascomycota; Dothideomycetes; Mycosphaerellales; Teratosphaeriaceae
Exons: 1
Coding region: 1-1518 (505 amino acids)
Molecular function (GO): metal ion binding
Source: RefSeq, a predicted model, not a curated record